Molecule: messenger RNA, 1179 nt
Organism: Aphanomyces astaci
Lineage: Eukaryota; Oomycota; Saprolegniomycetes; Saprolegniales; Verrucalvaceae
Exons: 1
Coding region: 273-1091 (272 amino acids)
Source: RefSeq, a predicted model, not a curated record
GUUUACUUCAAGUAUUUAUAAUUUACUGUUACACUGGUGUCGAAAUAAACACUCUCGGUCGAAAAAGACGAUGUCGUUCCCAUGUUUCUCGGUUCGAAAAGGCAAUGUUACAAUGUCUUGAGCUAUUUUGAACUGGUGCAUUGAAGCCAUCUGGCGGAGGAGGAGCGGCCUAUUCGCAGGUCUUGCUUGCUCUUGCUGUUGUGUCAGUAGAGUGCGCACGACUGUCUGAGCGUCUGGCACCGACUCUUCAUUCAACAAAGAUAAGUAGUGGAAUGCGAUGGCUCACCCUCUUCAUCGCGGUUGCUGCAGCAACUUCAAGGCACGACCACAAGAGCCAUACAGGAGCAGCCACGCAUGGCGUCAUCUGCCGUAUCGUUCGUGUCUGCGCCUUGUCCACCUCGCCGCCGACACAAUGUUGGCGGCAAGACGAACAGUGUCCGCCAUGUCUGAUGGACUUUGGAAACGAAGGCUAUGCAUGCAUGGAAAAGGAGUCCAGUGGCCAAUGCUCGACGCACCAAGUCGACUGCGCCACAUCCAUCCGUCACAACAUGUCGCUGCGGGGCCCAUCGAACGCCAGCAACGUCUCCAGCAUCAUGGUUCGAGAAACGUCCAUGCCCCCGGAAGGCCUAACGACCAUGCACAUCGGCUACAUCAUCGGCGUGUCCGUGUGUGCGGUCGGCAUCGCGGCCUUUCUCUUCCUGCAGUCUCCCACACGAGUGGAGUCCGAUAAGGACGACACUGCCAUGUCGCUUACCCUGGAUUGCAAGAAAAAGUCGCUGUUUCCUCUGUUGGAUUCACGGCGGGCGGGGGACGACGCGGACUUGACAUUUCUCGACACCCAGCAGUUCAUGACCCUGUCCCAGCAGUUUAUGACAAUGCCGAGGCACAUUCCGCUGCUCGAAGAUGGACAAGUGGACAUGGACACGUUGAUGAAGGCCCAUGCGCAAGCGGGAGACAAGGCGGGCAAGCUUUCGAUGGUGACGCCACUCUCGUAUACGUUCUCGUCCCUGAGCGUGUCCGACUCGGAAGCUACACGAGAUGAAUCCAUGUCAGGUAGUCUCUCGUGGUGGAAAGAAAAGCCAUCGUCAUAGCACCAAUAACUUAAUGGAAAUGGUCCUCCUGGACGUUUCGAAUGCAUUUCUUCGCCCGAUUAAAAUGAAAAAAUACAUUUGAAACACG